AUGAGGCGGCAUAAUGAGCCGAGGCAGGGUUUGCGUGCGGCUGGGUUUCCCUCCGCGAAGGUGGGACGGGCGGAAAGGGGGGCCGGCACGCCGCUCCUCUCCAGCAGCGGCAUCUUCUGUGAGCCGGUCACCUCCGUGUACGACAGGGUGCUGGCGCGGGAGGCGCAGCAGCAGCAGCAACAGCAGCAGCAGCAACAGGGGCAGCAAGAGCAGGAACAGCGGCCGGAGGAGACUCGGAAACCGUCGUCGCCAAAGAAUGGGCAGCAGCUGCUGGAGGGGUCGGAUCCCUGGAGGAGGAGAAUGUCAACUCGGCUGGGUGACCCGGUGGUGCCGCUCCAGAUGCUUGAGCGCAUGCAGCUUGUGUUUACAUUGUACGAGUGGCAGCGUCGACGCAAAAGGCGGGCCGUGCCGUCUUUCGAUGACGCCAAUAAAAGCGAGGAGGAAAUGAUGAACAACUUCGCUGCCAUGGUUCGCUGCAGAGAGCAGGAGUUGGAUAUGCGGGGGGUUUGCGGGGAGGGUGGGGCGCCGACGCAUCCGUCGGGCGGUGACGCUGCUUUAGACGGCACGGUUGCGAGGGGGAUUCCGUUCCCUGUGUUUGAGCGGUUCCUUGUGGAGCCCUACUUUGAUGCGCUCUUCCCGCCGCCGCCGCCGCCGGUGGCGCGUUCGCCGCGCGCGGUGGAUUCGCUCAUGGACACGUUGAGUGGGGGCCGAACUCCCUCCCUGGCAACCAAGAGAAACUCGUGGGUUUUUGCCGGUCGCUCACGGACGCAAACGCGGGUUAUGUACCAGCGUCGACGCGCGAGCCACGUGGCGGCGGCGGAGAACCUCUUCACCGUGAUGGACACCGACGCCGACGGCUUCCUCUCCUGGGACGAGUUCAGUAGCUACAUCCUGCAGAGUGGCCAGCGGCUGCUGCUGGCGGGCGAGUACGACAUGGGGGCCGCGCGGAAAAAAGACCAGAGCGCAAAUAACGUCGCAGGUCGGUGCCUGAACUUUACCCCCACGCCUCUGAACGUGAAUCCCUGGCAGCAGCAAUUCCCCCUUGUGCGUCAUCUGUACCACUCAGAGCCCAUCAGUCGGCUUAUCUUCGCCAACCGCGGCCGCCGCUACAUCACGGCGGCGUGGGACGGGCUUGUGAAGGUGUGGCGCCCCGACCCCCGCCUGGCGGACGCCCACGGCAAGCCUUCCAUCGUGCACGAGCGCACAAUAUUUGCGGCGGGGGCUCCCAUCAUCGACAUGGUGCUGGCCCCCGUCUCUCUCGGGGACGCGGAGGUGCUGGCGGUGGUGGCCAUGGACGGAACCGUCACGCUGCUGCGCGUGGGGACGGGCGAGGUGCUCAAAACGUUUAUCGGCCGCUGCUCGCUUCCCCCGGACGCGGGGUCGCACCGGCGGCUCACCUUGUCGACGCGCGCGCGACUGAAGGAGUCCCACGUGAAAAACGUCAUUGACAUGCCGCUCAUGGAAGAAGAUAUCCGGGGCACCGUGGAGGGGAGUGCGGUGGUGCUGCGGCCCGUCUUUAAGGUCCGCGCCUACCGUCGGGAGGCGAUUGAGAUGUUCUUUGCGGAGGUCUCCCGCUACUUCACAGGGCUGGGCGUGGUGGCCCCGACGUACGAGCACCUCGAGCGCUGCCGCCAGGUUAAGACGGACGUGCUGCUCCACUUUGGGGAUAAUCCCGGUACGCCAAGGAAGGAGAAGCUGAAGCCGCAUUUCGCCGCCUUUGCGUCGGCCGAAGAUGAUGCGACGGAAGCGACGAAGGACAACGCGGAGGGUGCGACCGCUCGAGACGACUUCCAGGCGGACACGGGUGUCCCGGAAGAAGCACCUGCUGCUGCUGCUGCUGCUGCUGCGGAAACUGGCGAAGCUUCGGCGAGGGCGUCGGCGCAGGCGCCGGAGGUGCGCGAGGUUCAAUCCCCGUCGACGGCUUUCCGCCCCUCUUCCUCUCCUUACCAGCGCUCCAGCGGGGGUGAUAGUGGGAGCAAUAAGUGCUGGUUUGCCCGGUCCGCGGCGUUUGCGUGGUACGAGCGCACAAGCUCUUCCUCCGUCCUCCCCACUGGCGUCUUCCUCCUGCUUGGCUUCGAGACGGGGGUGCUGCAGUUUUACCAGUUGCGCCCGCAGCUGUUCACCAUCUCAAACCUCUCCAUGACGCGGCUGGAGCUGCCCGCCAUGCAUGAGCCGGUGCUUACCCUCAAACUCCACCGCGGCAGCAUCACAAGCAUCCUGGCGAGCGCGUCCCAUGACCUGCUCAUGACGGCGAGCGACGACGGCACCGUCAUUCUGCGGCACCUAAGUCGAAUUCACGCACCGUUUCUAACGUUGGGUGACGGGGUGCCGGUGCCCGGGAGACCGCUCCCACUGCACCCGAGUGGGCACUCCAAACGUGUUACGUGCAUAUGCUGGAACAGCACACGUGGCCUUAUUGUCACGGGCGGGGCCGACCGCAUUGUUAACUUUUGGACCACCUCCUCGUCACGUCCGCUCUACCGCAUUGACCUGCGUGUUUUUUCCACCAGCUCUGGAAUCAGUGGGGCCCCGGUUGACGUCUCGUUUCUCCAGCCCCCGCGUCACCCACUGCUGUUGCUAAUACUCGACACAAGGCGUACGUUGUACUUCAUCGACACCGUCUCGUACCAGUGCUUGCGCAUCCUGCGGGACGAUGGGCUUACCUCGUUGAGGGCGGGCGAGAUGUUGCGUGCCCGCUACGACGCCGUGGAUGGUCGCCUCAUCCUGGGCGGACGCCACGUGCGGUCUUGGGACAUCCGCCAAAAGGAUGAAUACCCGGACGACUACUGCGGCCAUCGGCGCGCCGUUGUCGGGCUCGUAUACCAGCGCACCUUUGGCUUCUGGGUAAGCGCCGACGACUCGGUUGUGAUUAUUUGGAACGCCAAGGUGGUGGAUUUGUAUGCGGAGCACAGCGACUCUUCGAAGCAGGCCACGGAGGUCGACGGCGACGACGACGCGGCACGAGACCGUCACUCCAUCGAAAAACUGGGGGGGAACGGGACGCGUUGGGCGUUGGGAAGCGGCGUGGUGCGGUCCUGGUCCGUGGAGGGCGGGAUUUGCUGCCUGGCGGUGGAUCAGUCGGAGCUGUCGCACGUGUUUGUCGCGCUCCUGCGGGAGCGGCGCAUCGUGGAGUACAACAGCCUCAGCGGCUCCGUGCUGCGCUCCUUCGGCUUUCCCGGGGACUCGGGGGACAUAUCCUCCCUGGCGUGCGGCGUGUCCACCGGCGGGGCCGCGCUUCUUCGUCCCGUGGCGUUUCUCUGCGGGACGUUUGAGCAGGAGCGGUCGUCGAACGGCACCACCGCCCUCUACGCGCUGGUCUCCGACACCGACGUGCUCGCCGCCGCGGCGCCGAUGAGCCGCGUCCACCGCGUCAUUGUGACCGCGGGCGUCGGGGUGUCGUGCGCCGUCAUUGUGACCGCGCUCGGGCUCGUUGUCGUGGGCCACCGUGGCGGCAUCAGCGCGACGCCGGCGGACGAAGCCACCAGUUGCCCCAUCGCCUGCACGCGGCUCACGGAGGCGCUGCAGCAGCGACGGCCGGAGUCGAAGUUUGGGACCCCGGCCCUCUCGGAGCCGCACCUCACCACCAGCACCACCACCGCCGCCACCACCACGAGGCCGACGACGACAACAACAAUAACGGCGUCGCUCGAGGGGGCGGCAGCUGGCGAGGGGGGCACGCGGCCCGGCAGGGCACACGCAUUCGUGUGUCCUGUUUUUCAGCCCCAGCCGCAGGGGAGCGAGCCAUGUCGUUCCACGCCGCCGCUUGACCUCGUCGCGCUCCUUCCUGGGCCACUGCUGCAGGAUCCCGUGCCACUCACGCGGGAGUACAUGCAGCAGCGAGAGCGGUAUCUCUUCCGUCCCGAGCGACGCUCCACGACGUCCGCGGGAAACUCGGCGAAGACAACGCCAGAGAUUCUCACCAACGCCGAGGAAGAGGAUGCCGAGAAGCGGAACAGUAGGAGUGAUGCAUUGCCGCCGCUACUACUGUUUUCUGACGAGUUCAUCGCCGCCUCUCCGGCGUUUGCCGGAAGCUUUGGUCUGCUGCUGCGUGAACAGCUUGCCGCCCUUGGCUACGUCGGACACGUCACGCCCGUAGCUGAAACCGACUACGCCUUCACUGGCAGCGACGACGGCGUCUUGCAGUUGUGGAAUCUGCGCACCCUGUCGGAGGUGCUGCGCUUCCGUGCCACCUACGCGCUCGACGCAGUAACCGCGGUGGAGGUUGGCGACGACGCCGCCCACCUCGCCGUGGGGGACGCCAAUGGGCACAUCCUGUUGCUUGACCUGCGUGGCAUUGCGUGGGACUCGGCGACCCCGCUGGAGAUGGUGGCGGGCGUUGAGAGUGGCGUGCGUGUGCUCCACCGGUGGCGCGGGCAUCGGCAGAAUGUCACGUCCGUGCAGUUUGUGCGGCGCGAGAGCGGCAUGAUGCGUCGCAGCACUGUUCACUCCUACACAGUGCACCAAGGCGUUCCGGCGCGGACGCCUCUCCGCCAGGCUCCGGAGUCCGAGUUCCCUGCAGCUGACAACAGCAGCACGAGGGAGGAGGGGGCGCCGACCCGCAGCGACGGCAACCGUGCGACACGUUUCCUUUGCACCAGUGGGGAGGACAGCUACGUCUACGCUUGGUGCUGGGAGCCGGGGCCGCGUGGGAGAGGCGCUGUGCAGUGCAUCGGCUGCUUUGGCGGGGGUGUGGAGGCGCCACCCACCCCGCCGCUUGACAAACUCACGGACUCCGCCUGGCAGGUGUUGGAGGUGGUGCGGAAGGCGUACAUUGAGGAGCGUCUGCUGUCGGUCGGCGGGGUCCUCAGCGGGCCCAACGCGGCGGGGGAAAUUCACACCGCGGUGCUUGAAAUUAUGGAAGAAAUGCGAGCCGUGAAGGACGCCGUGGUGUUGCCGCAGCGUGGGGCAGCAACGCUGGGGAAGCAGCCGGCGCUGCCGCCAAGCCGCUUGCGGGCACAGCGGCAGAGUCGCGUGCAGUGCGCCGGCGUCGGUGGAAUUGGGGCUGCCGGCGAGCCCUGCCCCCCCACGUACGUCUUGGCCUUUGAGGAGGGGCUGUACUACGACCGCGACGUGGUGGAGCUGCUCGAGCGCGUCCUCACGGAGCUGCGGGCGGUGCAUAAGCGGCGACAGUCAAUGAUGCGGGCGUCGAUGCACCGCGCGAGCCUUAUGGGGCCGAAGCGUGGACGCAGAUCCCUUGUGCGCAGCGCCGCGGUCUCUCCGCAGGAGAAAUCCCUCACCGCAGAGGAACUGCCCCGGCCGACGAUUGCCGCGGGCGCACCAGACACCGCACCUCGUGGCGUCGCUGUGGCCGCGGACUCCGCCACGACCCUGCCCGCCCCCACUGCAGCGGCGUCGCGUGCGCCACCGAGCGUGGCCACGGGGACGCCUUCGCUCACGGGCGUCCCUGUGUCUGACGCACAGGCGCCUCUGCGGGAGCUGCCCCCUGCUGCUGACGCGGCGAAGACACACGUCGGCGACGCCUUCACCUUCCCCAGUUCCAGUAGCUCCAACGUGCUGCAGCCCGCCCUGCCACCCAUCCCCGCUUCGCAGGGUUCCCUGGCCAGGGCGCCCACUACUGCCUCGCUGCCGACGAAGCGGCCGGAGUCAUCGUUGACGCCGAUAAACGAGGAGGACUGGGCUCAGUUGCCCCCGAUUACGGUGCACUUUGCCACGCCCUGGCCGCUCCCACGCCUGCGCCGUGCCGGCAGGGCCCCCGCCGAGGCUGGCGCGAGCCGCAACACGGAGGUGGAUGGUCUCCCUUUGAUCUCCGAUAUUAUUGGCGUCAUCAGAAACAAGAGCGACGCCGUGAAGCAACGGCAGUACGGCGUUAAAGUUCUCGUGCGGGAGAAGGCGCGGCGGCGCUCAUUUCACUUUGUGCUUCUGAGCCAGAUGCAGAAGCACCUGGCGGAGCAGGAGGCGAUCGAGGCCAAGGGCGUGAACCCCGAGCAGCUUAGCCUCGCACGGCGAGAGCGGAAAAGGCGGUCCAUCGCGUGGGGAACGGCGCGCAUCAUGCACACACUCAUGGCCUGGCAGUCGCCGCGGUUGUCAAGUGCCUCUUCCCGAACGCUUGGGAGCGCCUCGGACGCUGGUCUGAGUCGGCGUGCCUCGGGCGCGGACUCAGCGAGGGUGGAUCCGGGAAAGCUGCCGUUUUUUAUUCCGCUCUCGCUGGGGACCUCGCAAUCCUUCAUGCCCAGCAGCAGCCUGAAGCUGGACCAAAACAAAAGCGUGGUCGUGCAGCUGAAGAAUGAGAUGGAGGCGAUGGGUGCGACCCUGCGGGCCACGCUGCAUGAGAAGCAAAUACUAAUGGCACAGGAACGCGCAGCAGCCUCUGGAAUCACGACUUCCACGCGGAACAGCCUCAUCAGCAGAUAG
This is a messenger RNA of Trypanosoma conorhini, 6372 nucleotides long. RefSeq lists its product as uncharacterized. The transcript has a single exon. The record is from RefSeq and is a predicted model, not a curated record. Bases 1 to 6372 code for a protein of 2123 amino acids. Gene Ontology annotation, molecular function: protein binding; calcium ion binding. NCBI's taxonomy places the organism in Eukaryota, Euglenozoa, Kinetoplastea, Trypanosomatida, Trypanosomatidae.